UCGGAGUGGGCGGCGAGUACGAGACAGUUUGAACCUGCUCCGCGUCGAGACGGAAAUAUUGAAAAUAAACUGUUGAUUUCAGGAAAGACGGAGUUAAAUGACAGCAGUGUCCGUCAAAACAAGCCUCAGUGUUAUCGCAAAAGGUCCACAUUGAGGCGUGGGAACAGAAGCUUUUGCUGUUUAACAGCCGGUCGGUGUUGUAAAGCCGGCUGUCGCGCUUAGAGUCGCUGCCUCCUGCUGAGCUAACUGCUAACUAGCUGCGGAGCUAACGCGUCGGCUAAGUCCCACACAAAGAGCCGCUCUCCCCAGUGUUCGUCGUGUUUACCCGGAAUCACUGCGCUGAAUGAGGCCAGAGCCUGUCGUCCAGGGCGAUCAUGGUGCUGACAGGGAAGCGUUCGGACAAAGGUCCAGCCUGCUGGAAGAGGAGGGUGAAGUCUGAGUACAUGAGGCUCCGGCAGCAGAAACGCUUUAGACGUGCUGAUGAGGUCAAGAGCAUGUUCAACUCCAACCGUCAGAAGAUCGUGGAGCGGACGGACACUCUGAACCAGGAGUGGAAGACGCGGCGGAUCCAGCCGGUCCACAUCAUGACGUCGGUCAGCUCGCUGCGCGCCUCCAGAGAGUGCACCGUGGAGAGCGGCUUCUCUGAGUUUCCGCGGCAGGUGAUCCCCCUGAAGACGCUGAACGCCGUGGCCUCGGUUCCGGUCAUGUACUCCUGGUCGCCGCUGCAGCAGAACUUCAUGGUGGAGGACGAGACGGUUCUGCACAACAUCCCCUACAUGGGAGACGAGAUCCUGGACCAGGACGGCACCUUCAUAGAGGAGCUGAUCAAGAACUACGACGGAAAGGUCCAUGGAGACCGAGAAUGCGGCUUCAUCAAUGAUGAGAUCUUUGUGGAGUUGGUCAACUCCAUGGUUCAGUACAGCGACAACGAGGAUGACGAGGAGGAGGAAGAGCAGGACUUCAAGGUGGAGAAGAUGGAGACAUGUGACAGCAAGGAUCAGCUGGAGGAAGGCAGCAAGGACAGACAUGGCGGCAGCGAAGGUCGGAGCAACAGUGACGGCAGUAAGAAGUUCCCGUCUGAUAAGAUCUUUGAAGCCAUCUCCUCCAUGUUCCCAGACAAAGGAUCCACCGAGGAGCUGAAGGAGAAGUAUAAGGAGCUGACGGAGCAGCAGCUUCCCGGCGCUCUCCCUCCUGAAUGCACGCCGAACAUCGACGGUCCAAACGCUCGCUCCGUCCAGCGUGAGCAGAGUCUGCACUCCUUCCACACCCUGUUCUGCCGCCGCUGCUUCAAAUACGACUGUUUCCUCCACCCUUUCCACGCCACGCCAAACACCUACAAGCGUAAGAACCUGGAGAACCUGGUGAACACGAAGCCGUGCGGCGCCGAAUGCUACAUGUACCUGGUGCAGGACGGGAUGGCGAGGGAGUAUCCGGCCGGCGCCGAGCGCGCCAAGACGCCGUCCAAGCGCAGCGCGGGCCGGCGCCGCGGGCGACUGCCCAACAGCAGCAGCCGGCCCGGCACGCCCACCGUUUCCUCGGAAACCAAAGACACGGACAGCGACCGCGAGGGGAGCAAAGACGACGAGCGAGAAAACGAGAAGGACGACGAGGACAAGAAGGACGAGACGACCAGCAGCUCAGAGGGGAACUCUCGCUGCCAGACGCCGGUGAAGAUGAAGCUGACCUGCGACCCGGAAGCUGUGGACUGGACCGGCGCCGAGGCGUCCCUCUUCCGGGUCCUGAUCGGGACGUACUACGACAACUUCUGCGCCAUCGCCCGCCUCAUCGGAACCAAGACCUGCAGACAGGUUUACGAGUUCCGGGUCAAAGAGUCGGCCAUCAUCGCCCGGGCGCCGGCCGAGGACGAGGACACGCCCCGGAAGAAGAAGAGGAAGCACCGGCUGUGGGCCACGCACUGCAGGAAGAUCCAGCUGAAGAAAGACGGGUCGUCCAAUCACGUGUACAACUACCAGCCGUGUGACCAUCCGCGGCAGCCCUGCGACUCGUCCUGCCCCUGCGUCACCGCGCAGAACUUCUGCGAGAAGUUCUGCCAGUGCAGCUCCGAGUGUCAGAACCGCUUCCCGGGUUGCCGGUGCAAAGCCCAGUGCAACACCAAGCAGUGCCCCUGCUACCUGGCGGUGCGGGAGUGCGACCCGGACCUGUGCCUGACCUGCGGCGCCGCCGACCACUGGGACAGCAAGAACGUGUCCUGCAAGAACUGCUCCAUCCAGCGCGGAGCCAAGAAGCACCUGCUGCUGGCGCCGUCCGACGUGGCCGGCUGGGGAAUCUUCAUUAAGGAGCCGGUCCAGAAGAACGAGUUCAUCUCCGAGUACUGUGGAGAGAUCAUCUCUCAGGACGAAGCCGACCGCCGAGGGAAAGUUUACGAUAAAUACAUGUGCAGCUUCCUCUUCAACCUCAACAACGACUUUGUUGUUGACGCCACGAGGAAAGGCAACAAGAUUCGCUUCGCCAAUCACUCUGUAAACCCAAACUGCUAUGCAAAAGUGAUGAUGGUCAACGGGGAUCACAGGAUCGGGAUCUUCGCCAAAAGAGCCAUCCAGACCGGAGAGGAGCUGUUCUUCGACUACAGGUACAGCCAGGCCGACGCCCUGAAGUACGUCGGCAUCGAGCGCGAGAUGGAGAUCGCCUGAACGGACCUGCGGUUCUGACCCGGACGCCUUAGACCCAAACGAAACAAACUUCUCUUCAGGAAACUUUUUCUCUACGUUGAUUUUAUUUCCCGUCAACAAGCGGUUCGGACCCGACCGGAACCAAAAGUCCACACUCGGGACCAAAACUCCUCCACCAGCAGCUCCAGGGUUCUGUUCACGACCCGGACGGGCCCGACACUGCCAAACCAAACGGUUCUGACCCAGUUAAACUUUCGGAUCAGAACCGCACACUGAACACUGGGAAUGUGCUCAGAUUGUUUCACACCAGCAAACCCGGUUCUGGUUCUGGUGCGACCCGGAACCAGAACCUCCUCUGCUCUGCCCUACCUGGACCUUCUGAUGGUGCUUCAGUCCGGGUUCUACAGAACCGAUGACUUCUUCCUGCCGGGUCAACCGGACCUGGUGCUGAUCCGGAACCGCUGACCAGAAGUCCUGCUGGUUCUGUGCAUUUAGUGUUUUAUCAAGAUUCUGUUUGGAGAACGGAUCGGAACCGGCCCGGUUCUGUCACCUGGUGCUCAAUUUUAGUUUUCCGGGUUCAUCUGGAUUCUGAUCCUUGACGGGAUGAGGAACCGGACCCUUAAGUUCUGUUUGGUUCUGAACCGGUUUGGACCAGAACCGGAUCAGAACCAAACCCUCAGCAGGUGAAUUAUCAGAACCUUCAUUGUUCUGAUUUGUUUUUGUACAAAUGAAAUAGUUAAAAUAUGUCGUCAUGGCGAUGGAUUCUUUAAGCCAGCUGAUGGUGCAGCAACAUGUGUGGGAGGGGCUGUUACCAUGGCGACAGCAAUGCCAGGGUUUCCUUUUCAACGAGUUUGAACCGGUUCUGACCCGGUUCGUUGGAUUUAAUCUUUCUGGGUUUUUCAUGGACGGUUGGAUUCUGUUUCGGAUCAGGAGGUUCUGGACGUCGGACCCGACCAGAACCGCAGCAUUCCUCCAGAACUGUCCGAAGCGGCUGGGCUCCUGUAGAAUCCCGUCGCUGGUGCUGAACCGGGUCGGGUUCCAGAACCCAACUCGUUAAACUUCAGGUUCUUCUGACGCCGGUGCUGAACCGGGUCGGGUUCUGAACCCGACUCGUUAAACUUCAGGUUGUUCUGAUGCCGGUGCUGAACCGGGUCGGGUCGGGUCGGGUGCUGAUUGUUUUGAUGUUUACUGGGAUUCUGCAGAUUAAAAAUAUUCUGAAUGGUU
Molecule: messenger RNA, 3854 nt
Organism: Poeciliopsis prolifica (blackstripe livebearer)
Lineage: Eukaryota; Metazoa; Chordata; Actinopteri; Cyprinodontiformes; Poeciliidae
Product: histone-lysine N-methyltransferase EZH2-like
Biological process (GO): chromatin remodeling
Molecular function (GO): protein binding; histone H3K27 methyltransferase activity
Source: RefSeq, a predicted model, not a curated record